AUGGUCGAGAAUUGCUGGACUAGACCGGCAAUGGGAUUCAACCGGCCCAAGGAGACCGACACAUAUCUUCCGGGCGAAUCAAUACCGAUGGAAGUAUGGCCUGGAAAGACAUACGACUCCUGGAAGGAUCUAAAAUUGAAUUUAUGGUUCCAACACCACCAGGAUCCGUCGUCUUUCACGAACAUAAACAUCACUAUCUGGGACGGCGAAAUAUUUCCCUACGGCGAACCUAAAAAUAAUUGCCAAAGCUCAUUCUUCACACCGGGAUGGACUAUCCCCGCCGACCUAAACACCGACGGAGAGUCAUAUUUUAUAAUCGCCGCCCGGGUAUGGAACGAUAGUUGGAGCGAGUCAUUCGAGAGCCCAAGUUUCAAGGUUCUGUCGUCCGAUCUGCCCCCGUCGUCGAACUCGAAAGACCAGAACACACGUUCAACGACUAGGUCGAUAGCGGCAACUGAAACUUCCACAACGUCUCAUUUGUCCAACGUGCACCUCGCGAGCGCCGCCAUAGGUGGAGCAAUUGCCGCCUCAGUCUUCGUCGCUCUGGUCCUGCUUUUGCUCGUGUGCUUUCUUUGGAGGAGACAAGGGCGGCGGAGAACCGCUGCUCAGAGGGAUAACCCGGAUGAGCGUGAAGGGCUCGAUAAUGCAGGGCUUUAUGGCGCGACGGCGGCGACGAGGAGAAGUACCGCCCGGGCGAUUGUUAGAACCACUUCGUUAUGA
Molecule: messenger RNA, 720 nt
Organism: Colletotrichum truncatum
Lineage: Eukaryota; Fungi; Ascomycota; Sordariomycetes; Glomerellales; Glomerellaceae
Source: RefSeq, a predicted model, not a curated record